Messenger RNA from Diorhabda carinulata, 2044 nucleotides. RefSeq lists its product as uncharacterized. The record is from RefSeq and is a predicted model, not a curated record. Bases 44 to 2044 code for a protein of 666 amino acids. The transcript is spliced from 9 exons. Lineage: Eukaryota; Metazoa; Arthropoda; Insecta; Coleoptera; Chrysomelidae.
AUGACAGUGACAAUUUGUAGUUGAAAAUAUUUAUUUAAAGCUUAUGUCUAAGAAAAUAAAUAAAAAGAGCAAAGGACUUAGGUCAGAUUUUAAUUCAACUAGUUCUUUUCGAGCUGUAAAAUCACGGAAAAGCUUGCCAUAUGUUGAUGAACCUGUCAAGUUUUUAAGUACUACAUCUAUUCCCCUACAUCAAGAUAAUGAUGCAUAUUUAUCUGAAGAUCUCCUAGUUCCUCCUACAAGUCCCAGAGAUCUUAUAUCCGAUUGCGAAGUGACUCCAGUUCCGCGAAACUUACCAAGAAUCACUACAAUUCCGUGGGUUCGAGAAAUCGGUGUAAAAGAAACAAUAAAAAAAUUAUCAGAUGUAUAUGGAUGCGAACAGUUUAAUUGGAAUCUAAUACAAUUUUGGUUUCUUGAUUUCGUCACCGAUUGUCUAUGGAGACUUCAAGAUGAGUAUCAAUUUCCAGAAAAUUAUCAAAAAGUGAUUUUAGAUUGGAUACUUUAUGUAUUCAACUUAAUAAGAGCAACGGAUCUCGACCUUACACGACAACAAAUAAUUAAAAUAUUCGGGGAAGCUAUAUCCGCAGCUGAACGUUUUAUAGAAAAUGGGGCCGCAUUAAUUCCUCACCCAGAAGAGCUUUUUGAGUUGAAAGUGGACGAUCUAGCGCAACCUGUCACUAUUGGAAGUCCACAAAUGGCCUCAGAUACGGAAUCUGUAUCCAGAAGUUGUUCUCUUUCUAUCUCUUCGGAUGAAGAUGUACCACAAAAUGAGAACAGUUAUUUAGCAAUUGAAUGUAAAGAUGGACUUAAAUUCUAUGAUCUACCUCCGAAAUUGUGUCCGUGGGAUACGGACGAGGAUUGUCUAAGUUCUUCAAUUGAAACUGCAUCCGAAGAUGAAAUGAUAUUGGUGAAAAAAGAAUCGAUUAACGCAACUGUUGAAGAAGAAGAGAAUGCUGAUCUUAUGUAUGAAGAUUUCUAUAAACCAGACUUGCGCACUCCCCCUAGGUUCAAAGCUUCGUCAGAAUCGAUAUUUGAUGAUAUAUCGUCUAUUUCCAAUUCAUACGAAAGCUGUAGUGUAGAAGUUGAAGAAGAACAAAAAGCUGCUACUUUCGCUCCCAAUUGGUUUAUUGCUAAACGAAAAUAUCCCGAUGUUCCAUGCCCCAGUAAGAUAUUCGAAAUUCAGAGCGAAGGAAAUAUCGAGGUAGACGAAAAGAAAAAAGAAGAGGAAGUAUUGCAGAGUUGGUUCGAUUACCAUCUAUGGCAAUUACGUAAAGCAGAUAUGGAUGAUCCAAAGAUUGGUUGGCUGUCACUUUCCGAUGUCGAAUUUGAAUCCGUAGAACCAAUAUCGUUUUUCGAUUCUGCAACUGAAUUAGCUCAAAAAAAACUCUUCGAUUAUCUUAUGGAAUCGAAAGACAGGAUGAAAGAAGCAAGAAAAAAUUAUUUUAUCAACUCAUGCGCACUGAUGGCCAUCAAGCAAAUUGUUCGUGAGUAUUUUUUUGGUACAUUUCAAUUUUCGCUAUUGAAAACGGCCUACAGAUAUCCACAGUAUUUGAUAACUCAAGAACUGAAUAGAAUAUGGUAUAUACCAAAGAAAUUUAAAGGAGAAAUCAAGAGGCCAAAACCCAGGAAACCGAAAAAAGAGAAAGUGAAAAAAGAGAAGAAACCCAAAAAAGAGAAAGGAUCAAAAAAGAGUAGUAAAAGUUCCAAAAAAAGUUCGAAAAAGAGUAAAUCCUCCAAGGAUUCAAAAAAGAGCAAAUCCUCUAAGGAAUCUAAGAAGAGCAAGAAAGGUGGAAAAGCGAAAGAGAAAAAACCGGGACUUACCAAACAAGAAAAAGCGGAAAUGGCAAGGCUUCAAGCUGAAAUGAAAUUAAGAGAGGAGAUGGAACGAAAAGCGGAGGAAAAUAAAUUGUUUGUGUUUCCUCUCACGGAUGCGGCAGAAGAUAGUUUUUUCGAGAAUAUAUUCACGAAUUGGGUGAAACCUAAAAAAGCCAAAGAUGGCAAGAAAGCAAAAGUUGAUACGAAGACAAAGAAGAAAUCUAAAAAGUAG